AGAGAGAGAGAGAGAGAGAGAGAGAGAGAGAAAGAGAAAAAAGAAAGAGACCGCUCCGACCAGAAAUCGGCGCGGGCCAGAGCUCUCGGGCCGAGCGGGUGAUACGUACGCGCGCGGACCAGCGCAUCGGCGGACACGCGUAGAGGCGCACGCGGCGCGAUUCAAUCCAAGGGGCCGCGCGCAUCGCGCGAAGGAAUCGCGACUCGUGAACGCGAUCUCGUCGCAUCACCGUGACAAGAACCACUGUUGCGGCUGCUGUUCGACCGGAACGUCGCGAAUACGCUCGAAUGAUGCGAGCCUGCUCCGUGGGAGAACCGUAGGGGACCGCCAGGGCACCGCAGGACACCGCGGGGAACCGCAGGAGACCGUACGGAACCGAAGGACAGUGUCAGGACACGUUCCGCGGCGGUGAGACCAGAGCAGACGCGACACGCGACUCAGGCCCCGGUCAGUCACGGACUUUUCCGGCCUCCUCGACGGAUUCAGUGACAAGGACAGUGAAUUCGGUGCAAUCUGAAGACAGACCGAGACACACAGAGAGAAAGAGAGAGAGAGCACGCAAGAGUUCAGAGAGAAGCUGCCGCAGCAGGAUCCACGAGCACCGACGAUGCUGCAUCCUGAAGCGUGAUGGACAAGCUCGCGAUCGCAGCCACCAGCUUCCAGCUACGCCUCGCCAGCUUACUCAUGGAUACGUGGAUAUUCCUUCUGUUCGUCGCCAUUGCCGACGUGGCGGCCUCGGUGGAAGUUCACUUCGAGAACAAGGACGGCGGGUUCUUCCUGAAGCACACGCCGAAGCAGUUCUACCCGUCGCAGGGGGAGUCGAUCCCGGCGAUCUCGCCGUCGUCGAACAAUGGUGGCGGCGGAGCCGGAGGUUCGUCGACGGGGACGUCGACGAGCGGGAACGGGGUGCCGUCGCCGCCGCCCGGCUCGGUCCUCUCGAUCGACAAGUUCGCGGUGUUUCAGACGAGCGAGCCGGUCUCGGUCCGCGCCACCUACGGUCCGUUCAGCACGAAGCAAACGGUGCCGGCUCGCUACAUAGUCCCGGACCCGUUGGACACGCUGCCGGGCCCCGAGACGAGGCGAAAUCUGACGGCGGCGACGAUACUUGACGCGCAGGAGCUCGGUACCCGUCACUUGGACAUGUCGGCUCAUCUGGUUGGGAACAGCGUGCCGCGCGACUCGCCGGUGCUGCGAGUGCUCUUCCAUGCCGGAAGCGAGGCAGGCGGAAGGCGCCAGUUGCUCCUCGCCCGGCAUCAGAAGGUCUGCGUGGUGCUGCACGCCACUCUGGCCACUCCAGCCAGAAGCACCGCCAGCAGGAACAACGGUAGAACUUACUCCUCCUCUUCCUCCUCCUCCUCCUCCUCGUCCUCGUCCUCCUCCUCGCCGUCAUCGCCCUCGUCCCCCUCGUCCCCCUCGUCAUCCGCCUAUACGACCGCUCCUUCCACGACGUCCGCCCUGACGGCCGCCUGCAGCCCCGACGGAGAGAACGGAGUCUGCCUAGCCCAGAUCACCAUACCCGCCGAUUGGUGGGCACCGUUACCACCUCCGGACGCUUCCGGCCGGGUCAAGGUCGCCAAGAGCCUGCCGAGACUCGUGCAGGUCGCCUACUCCGUGCUGGAGCCGAGGACCGAGGAUGCCGGCACCGCGGACAACGGCCAAGGAUUCUGCAGGCCCAGGGUUCAGAUCCAGCCCGUCACGCCUCUCGGACAAAUACCGCUCGCCCCCAACCGAGCGGAUUACAAGGAGCUCAAGGCCGACGACUCGUUGACUCUGCUGGUCCCUCAUGGCCCGCUUUAUCCGAGGUCCAGGCUGCACGUACCGGUCUUCCUGCACCCGUCCAAACCCGCGGACUCCCGGGACGGCAGGACGCAGUUCGUCGUCACCGUUUACCUUAGGGCCAGAGUGAAGUCCGGCGUGAAGGUCCUCGGAGCCUCGCCGAGCAGCCCGAAUUGGACGCUGGAGAUCGACAUAAACACGAAGAACACGAUCGCCCUGUUCGUCGCGAGGCGAAAGGACAGCGCGCCCCGAGUACCAAACGCAUCGGCGGAGGAGAUCCUGACGAUGCUUCUGGAGGCCAGCGAGGAGGGUGUCGAGGGGAACUGGGACGGCGGCCGCAUCGUAUGGGGCGUGCGUUACACCUUCGAGGACGACGAGGACGCCGGCUCGUCCCAAUACAACGGGAUGCGGGAUCACCAUCCCGAGAGACGGAAGCUGCAGGCGAGGUUCGAGAUACAGAAGGACGACAUACAGGCGGUCCUGCCCAUCUCCAAGAACUGGGAGGUGAUGAACACCGCGGUGCUCACCGGCCGCCAAGUGUCCCAGGGAAUGAAGGUGUUCAUCGUGAGCCAGGCAGGAUCCGUCGCGGACGUCACGCUGCAGUCUUCCUGCCACUCGGAAGACGAGAGUGUGCUCAAGGUAUCGUCGUCCUGCAGCAGCGUGUACGUGGACGGCACGGAGAUCCGCGGUUCCAGCAACGCGUCCGUUCUGGUGAAGUACGGCACGUACUCCGGCCUGGCGAAGUUCACAGUAUGGAUGCCGGAGUUCCCUCUGGCGAUCACCGUGGAGGACACCAGGCUGAGCCAGAUCAAAGGCUGGAAGGUGCCGGAGGAGCACGUGGCCAGCGCGAAGAGCAAACGUAGCCUGAACGCGACGAGCCCGAGGUUGGCCGCCGACUCGGCGAAGACGAAGAAGCGAAGCGCGGCGGACCUCGACGACUCGAUAGACGACACGUCGAUGGACGUGGAGGACGCGGACGUGAUUUUGGAGGAGGACGACCAGGACGACAGGUUCCGCGGCAACGAUCCCGGAUGGGACACGAUCAACUCGAUCGAGCGUGGCGGCUCGACGAUGUGCCGGCUGCGGUUCCAGCAGAGCCCGGUCGAGGUCCACGCGAGGUUCCUAGCCACCGAUCACGAUUCCGGGAGAGUCUCGUACUUCGUGAACCGUAGAACCUGGCUGAGAGUGACCGACCUGGUGAUGGGGAUGCUGCGGGUCUCCGAUCCGAGAAUAGCCACCCUCCUGCAGGGGAGGAUCGUCCAAGGCCGCGGCGUAGGUAUAACGGAGGUGCAGGUGCUGUCGCCGAUCACCGGCAGGAUCAUCGGAGCGAAGGAAGUGAAGGUCGGGAACGUCCGUGUGGCGGUUACCAGGUUGUCGGUCAGGGUUGUGUCCGGUCUGCAGCUCACCAUCAAUCCCGACACCGCGAUAGAGAACGGAUACGUCGCCGAGACCUCUGUCACGAGAAGACUGACCGCCAAGUAUCAGGAGGGUCUGCUGGACAUAGACGUGGAAUUCUCGGACGGGACCAGGACCCCGCUGCGAGAGAUCGCCGUGACCGAUUACCAUCUGUCGGUGGAGAGCCUGGACCCGGAAGUGGUCGCUUUCGCGCCGAUGGUCGCGUCCCAUCAUCCCCGGGUGAUCGCGGUGGGCGAGGGUCGGGGCGAUCUGCUGCGGGUGAAGCUGCAGUUGGCGGACGCCUGCCGGCUGGGCAGCAGGAGGUCCGGCAAAGGAUCGCAAAGGACGACCACGUCCGCUCUGGCGAGCGCCUCGGCGAACGUCGAGGUCGACUUCGCCUCGAGCGAGCUGCCGAAUCGACCCGACUUCGUGCAGAACGACGGCGGCGGGACAGUGGGCUCGCACCAUCACAGGGAGAGGAAGACCAACAGGGGGGAAUCGGAGCCAGAUACGCGCGACAGUUUCUUGGGGCUACCGCUGAAAGACGAGAACGGGCACGAGCCUUUGGUGCAGGCACGCCAGCACCGCACGGCUAUAGCUAAUGGCAUGUCUUCAGGAGGAAUGGGCGGCGUCGGUAUACGGCACCACGGCGGGGCGCGCAUGAGCCCACUCGAGAUCGGGAUGUACGUUCUCCUGGCGGCCUUCUGUUUCGCGAUCGUCGUCUUCGUCGUCUCCUGCGUGGUCUACACCAGCAAGUUCAAGCCCCAGCCGCCGGACUCGCCGCUCGCCGGCGAUGCUCUGCGGCCGCCGGUCAUCUUCGGCGCGGCUAAGGCGAGAGCGGCCGCCAACCAGCUGGCAUCCGGACGACGACCGCCCAGAGAAUCGACCACGAACGCCCACGACUGGGUCUGGCUGGGACGGGCGACCCUCGAGAGGGCUGCUUGCGGACCUCAACAGGUACGGGUGACCAGCAAUCCUCUGGCGAACGAAACCGACGGCGACAAGAGCGAGCUGGCGACUUGCUUCGACAACCCGAACCACAUCGAGCUUCCUUCCACGGGUCAGCGGAACAACAGCUCCGGGCCGAUCGACAGCACCACUUACUGCAAAAGGGACAAGCUUCCGAGGAACAGCUUCGUCGCGAAGUCCGCGGCGAGGCCGUCGAACGCGGUGACAGCGACCACGGUGACCACCCCCGCCUCCAUGGCCACGUCGACCGUCACCACGUCGCGAAACGACAACGACGACAUUCCGCCGCCCCUGCCGCCGCACGGGGUUCCGGUCUCGACGGGCGUGAACACCGCCGCCGCGACGAUCGCGACCUCGACGAACAACAACGGCAACGAGGACUACAAGCCGCCGGUGCCGCCGCACAGGAACACCGGGGUGAUCGUGCGGCUGCCGGAGACACCGAGGAAGCACCGGCACAGGGCGUCGAGCGGCAGCGCGGCCGGCAGCCAUCACGGGAACAACCAGCGGCACAGCAAACAGAUCCAGCAGCAUAUCAAGUCGUCGCACGGUAAAGCUAGAGUAGGUAACCCGAAGGAGAACGCCGCGGAGGAGGAGGAGUUCGUCGAGCUGGUGACCCACGACGACAACAGGCACUCGAAGGAGGCGAGAGCCAGAGAGGUGAAGAGGGCGACGAUCGUCGGUAAUCCAAUGUUCUUGUCGUUCUCGAGCGCGGGGGUGUCGUCGUCGGUGAACGUGUCCACCCCGACCGUGGACUCAUCGUCCUCGUCGCCGCCCAACUCGUCGCCGUCCGCGUCGUCCGGAUCCUCGUCCUCCUCCUCCUCGUCCUCCUCGUCCGGCUCCUCGUCCCAGGAGCAGGAAGAGUCGGUGGCGCUGGACGACCUGAAUCUCGGCAUGGACUACAACCAGAUCAUGCAGUACUUCGACAACCUGAAGGAGUCGAACGCCUAGGUGAAGGCGCCCGGCCUUCGAGAAGGCCGAGAGUAGUCAACGUCGAUACGAAACGGCCGGGACACGCGGUUCCCGCAUCGCGCCGCGCCGCAACGCGCCACGCCGCGGAAACACUCGGCGGCCGAGCUCGCGCGCCACGUUCUCCGCUUCCUCUCUAUCGCCAUUAGCACGUUUACAUCGGGAUGGCCGAGCUCGUCCAGCCACCAAUCCUACCGUCCGGUCGUUUCGUAUUCUAGGCUAUAAUCUAGUCAGCUUCCUAGCAGCACAUCAAGAGUAUCGCGCAAACGCAUCGACACACACUUACACGCGCGUUUUCUCGUACAACUCGUGGCCCCGAUGGAAGCCGUGCCGCGGAACGCGACGGAACUCGCGCGAAAGUCCCGGGCUCGCGCGUUACGGUAUACCCUUUUGUACGCUAGAAUACUAAACGGCCCGGGACCAGGACGAACCAGCUCGCGCGCGCGCCGCCCUCCGGAGCCCACCGCGACCCUGCGGCUUCCGUCGGCCACGCUCGCAUACACAUACUCGCAGAGGCUUUAAACAGGUGUGAUCGUCGGUGGCCGGUGGGGUAGGUAGAUCGCGCGCUCGAUUCGACCAGCUUUCUUCUUCGUUUCGUCCGCGGAUCGAUCGAUCGGCGAUCCUCGCUUCCGCCUCCGUGCACUAUCGAUCUCUCGCUCAAGCCCUCUGUUCCCGGCGACCGGACGAGUCCCGCCUCGUUCCCGUCGCCCGCGACAGGGCAUUCACCAAAAACAAAAAAAAAACAGAAAAAUGGCCGAACAAAAACCGAGAGCCCCUUUUGUCUCGAGAUCGAUCUCGGUGCUUCGGCCGCCGCACCGUCGACAACCAUUGACAAGCUCGCAUACCCGUUCCUUUCGCGUCGCUCGUCUAUAGGAACUCUCCUAAUAUCCGCCCAUAUCCGGCCGCAUCCGCGCGCCUAUUCAUUCCGAGACCUGUUCCUAACGGUACAGGCACACUUCGAUCCUCCUUCUCGCGGAACCGUCGCGCGCCUUUGUUUCCGUUUCGGUUCGGUUUUCGACGACCGCGUGGCUCUCUCUCUCUCUCUCGUCGAGUCUUCCCAGCGCGGUCGCUUCGGCGCCGAGAUCGAUCCCGCGACGGACCCGCGCCGCGCCGCUGCUCGGUCAUUUUCUUUCCGAUCUGCGCCAGAGGAGACGUAUAAUAUUUAUUCGAUCGCGACCGUGCGUCGUAAUGUUUGUAAAUUUUUGCUUUGUAAGACUGUGUACAUAUAUAUAUUAUAUAUAUAUAUUUACCGCGAUCCAGCGAUUUAGCGCACGUUAAUUACGGACCCGAUCACGGAUUCCACGGUGAGAGAACGGAUCCGCGGAGAUCCAUUCGAACACCCGAGAGAGCGGAUACGCGUAUGCGAACACGCUCAGUUCGCGGCGCAUACUUUUCAACGGCGUUCUUCGGCAUCGGUCCCGUUCGACCGGGUACACACGGAACACUCCGCUUCGUACAACGAACUCAUUUGCCAAGGAGACGGACAGGAAGAACGUGUACACCACGCCCACCAUCUCAUCCCGCUUUCCCGAACGUUUUCUCCGCUCUUCGAUCUCUCCGCCGUUCUUUUUUCUACUCGGCCAGCGUGAGAACCGAUCGCGAGAACACGGUUCGAGAAAAAGAACAGAGAAACGACCAUCUCCGGCGAAGUUUCCCUUGGUACCCGACCACCACGCGUACACCGUGUUCGAGAAACAAAGAACCGUGGUGUACGUUAGAAAAUUGGAGGAUCGCCGGCCAGGAAAUUGGCGAACGCUAGUCUCUAAUUCGCGGCGGCCCGAGAUGCUAUCGCUUUUAAUUACGCGACUCAGCCACGCCGAUUGUAUUCCACACCGCGAUCGUUCGCGCAACGUGCCAGCGAUCCGCGCGAGAUUGUUAUCGGCCCUGGAAUCGUACCGAUUCGUUCAUCCUGAACCGGGGAAUGCAACUGCGAAUCGUAUCGGUGGCCAUCGCGAGCUCCACGGUUGGCGCGCGCGUCGUCAACCCUUGCGUUCGAGUAAUGCCGUUUUUUUCUUUCUUUUUUUUGGUAUGUACGCCCGAAGAUCGCUCGCGUGUCAGAUCGCCCCGUGAGAAUCCAGCUUCCUAUUAAAGCGUCUAGUUUGAUGUAAAUAAUUUUUAACUUAGCGUCCUCGAUGGAGAACAGUAUUGUCGGUUCACGGGCAAGGAUCGGCGAUGCGCGAACGCACCCUCCUCGCUCUAGUACGGGCACGCUCGCUUCUGCCCUGUGUUUCGCGAGAAAACAGGAAGGUGGAGACGCGCGAAAACGUUCGGUUUAAUUUCCAGUCGCGAGUUGAAUAAUCGCGAGCACCUCGAAUCCCCGUCGAUACGCGCGGUCGCAGCCAGCGGGAGCGCGGCGAUCCAUGGAUCCGCGGCUCGCACCCCUAUCUCGCAUAAGUAUCCAAGGGCUACGUGUCUCUAAGUAUGUAUGUAUCUUGUAAGUUGUGUGUUAAAGCACGUCGAGCGCGGGACACAUAGCGACAUGUAUAAUGUAGAGGUGCGCGGAGAGCAACAAGCCACGUCGACCACGGCCAGCCACGUUUAACCCCUUGCGGUCCUGCGUGUAAUUUAUUCCGUAAUUUAUAUCGCGGCUCGUUUGCGUUCGCACGGGAACCAGCCUCGCGACGAUCGUCCGUUGGGGUUGAUUUUUUGUUUCGGGUUUCGUUUCUCCUUGGAGCACAAGCCAAGCGUGUGGAACGCGUUCGAUUCUCGUCGUUGAGGUACCUUUUCCGUUGAGCUCUCUGUGCGAGCUCGAGUUCGUACUCCUGUAAAUAUCGCGUGAGAAGAGAAAAUGUGAAAUCGCUCGGUAAACGAUUCGGUUCGGUUCGGUUCGGUUCGACGUCGUUUCUACCGGGACGACUGCAACGGGUUAAAGAGUGCCGGACGCGUCGCGACGCAAGACAACACGCCCCGAUCCCCGCCGAGAAAUCUAGUCUUUGUAGCGUUAACACUACCGAUGCAUUAUUAUUAAAAGCGACGAACGCGAAGCGGCGCGCGAUCUACGUUGCCUUUCGGCAAAUUCGAGAUGCACGACAGACGAAUUAUCCUCGAACGAAACGAAACUGCCGCGGCCCAUAUCCUUUCCUUAUCAUCGGGGGGGAGGGAGCGGAACGAAGGCUCUCUCUCUCUCCCUCUCUCUCUCCUCCCUCGUCGGCGACACGGUGAAUCGUCGUUGCCCGACGAAUCAAUCAUAUCGAGUUAUCGCGAGUGAGCUGCAGCACCGCGCUGACUAAUCCAUUUAUCAAUUCGUACAUCGUGUGCGCGCCGGGAAACCUCCGAGCCCCGCCCUCGGCAAACGCAUCGCCGGAAUGAGAGAAUGAGCGCAAUCGGAGCAAUUCGGGAACGCGAUGCGAAACGAGGAGAGCCGCGCAGGGCCGGGAAAGAAUAGUAUUUACGAUUAGAAAAUAGUGGAGAGCUUCUGAAUAGUCGUUAACGCGCGGAGAAAAACUGUCGCGUGCGAUGCUUCUCCGUACGGGAAGAGGAAACGGACACACAGCGCGCAGAGGGUUGAUUUUCCCGAUCGGCGCGGAUAGACGAACGUAUUUUUGUUUGGCACAACAACGCUGCAUCUCGCACACGACGGCGCGCGGUUGCUGCCGGAUUCAUCGAGAGAAAAGAAUGGGAAAAAGAAAGAGAAAAAAGAAAGAAAGGUCGCCCGAGAAGCAUCGCAGGCGCUGCUGUUCGAAUGAAUGUUCGCUUGCCGCGAUUAUAAAGGUGAAGACAAGCGAAAAACCCGCCCCGAUAUCACCUUCACACACUAAUCGACGUACAAAAAAGAAAAAAAAAAUAACGAUCGUUACAGUUACUAUUUUUUACUUAGAAUACUAUUUCCUCCAGCUCUGGCCAAACUGUAUAUAUACACACGUAUCCAGGCAUCAUUGUGUGUGUGUUUCCUUCUUUCUCGAUCGAGGCGAUUUAACCCCACGGCGAGCGGAUCGCGAGUAGCGAUCUACGAAAAUACCUAGCCCUACGAAAAUUAAAUUAUUUAUUCGCUGCGUUAUCUAAACCGCAGGAUUGUCUCGGCUCUCGAAAUGUCGGGACGAUAAGAGAGAGAGAAAAAAAAAGGAAGGAUCGGAGAAGCGGAGUUUUGCUUUUGUUGCGAUCGAUUCGAAUCGGGCCGCGAACGAUUGCGGGGGUUAAAGAGCCUCGUGAACGCGCCAGCGGCGAGCGGAGUGGCUCGCUCGGCUGUCCGUAUGUUGGCUGCUCGCUCGAUCAUUUCUCGCUGAUGAUUUCGCCAUUGAAAGUUCACGAAACGCGUUUCUCGAGUCAUCUUCCACGGUCGCCGAGCGACGACCAACCCCCUGCGGGGUGUGGGACCUACGCGAUCGUGGUGGAACGAGUCAGGAGGAACGCGAAGAAACUCGCUAACGCCGAAUUUUCUACACGACACGACACGACAUAACGCUCCCUCGAGCCGUUUCGAUUUCGAAACCGCUCCGGGCAUAGUCUCGAAGCGUCGGGGACGAGCGCCCCGUAGUCUAUACUACUGCCGGUCUCUCUCUCUCUCUCCUUUCCCCCUUUUUUUAUUUUUGAUAAGUUCCCACCGAUCAGGGAGGAUGAUUAUAUUAUAUAUAUAAAUAUAUAAAUAUAUACAUAUACGGUAUAUUGUAAUAGAAUAUAUCGCGUCGCGAUGCUGACUCUGCAUUCACACACAUUCCUCAAAGACACACGAUGUCGUCGCUCUGUAUAUCUUCGUUUAAGUGUGAUAAAUGCGGGACUAUGAUAGGCGAAGGAUCGCCGGGGACAAUCGGCAACGGAACCCGACGGGCACGGCGAAGACCACGACGUCCACGACCCCGAUUUAGCCAUUUAAUCGCGAGCAAUCCACCACAUUCGUCGCUGACUCGACAAGGUCCGCGCCGUCCGCAAAGCGUUAGGGGCUGCGGGUCCAUUUUUGCAAAUAUCACUCGCUUCUUUCAAUCGUCUUGAUAAAACGGUCGCAAGAUCCUCAGCCAUAUCCAAAAUGUAUCAUUAAGUAGUCCUCUUCACGGUGAAACCGCUCGUAACGCUUUGCCCGCGGCUCGACUUUUCUAGCAUCCAUCACCGGCCAGGCACAAACUAACGAUAAAACGAUGAUAUGUCGAUCAUCCAUUGUCCCAAGUGAUUAUUCUCUUACUGUAUUAUUCGAUUGCGACGAUUCUAUUUGUCCUUUAUAUUCUAUUGAUCGCGUACAUCAUCGUUGCUGUUAUUGUUACUGUUAUUGAGAUUGUUGUUGUUGCUGCUGCUGCUGUUAUAAUCGCGCUGUUCUCACCGGCCCAGCCCCGUCGUCGCUCUCGUUGCCCGUCGUCCUCGUGGACGUCGCCAUUUGGCACCGGCGUAAUCGGUACGCUAAUUAAACAAUAAGAUACGACUAUCGCCUACUCAAUGUACAAUAUGUAGUAUUUACCUGUUGUUACCACCAAACCGUCAUCAAAGAUAUAUAAAAUAUUGUAAUUGUAACAC
Megalopta genalis is the source of this 10548-nucleotide messenger RNA. RefSeq names its product transmembrane protein 132C dtn (gene dtn). Lineage: Eukaryota; Metazoa; Arthropoda; Insecta; Hymenoptera; Halictidae. The record is from RefSeq and is a predicted model, not a curated record.